Molecule: messenger RNA, 3408 nt
Organism: Oppia nitens
Lineage: Eukaryota; Metazoa; Arthropoda; Arachnida; Sarcoptiformes; Oppiidae
Gene: Cals
Product: calsyntenin-1-like
Exons: 9
Coding region: 438-3083 (881 amino acids)
Biological process (GO): homophilic cell-cell adhesion; positive regulation of synapse assembly; positive regulation of synaptic transmission
Cellular component (GO): extracellular region; postsynaptic membrane; cell surface
Molecular function (GO): calcium ion binding; X11-like protein binding; kinesin binding
Source: RefSeq, a predicted model, not a curated record
UCUGCUGCCAGAGCGCAGAACAGUUAUGUCUAGUACUGUAUAGUUAGUUACUUGUAGUAGUAGUAGUGUUUGGUUGGUAUUGGUAUGGUUGGUAUGGUUUGUGCCCAUCCAUCCAAUCGAUAACUACAACAAUAUAUCUGACAUUUUCUCAUCUUUUAGUUGCUGUUUGGCGUCAUUGGCGCUAACGCUGUGGUUAAGACAGUAGUUGCAAAUGAUUGCUGGCUUUACUCUAUACACUAACUAACUAACAGGACAUACAUAUAAAACAGUAUAAUAAUAGUACAGUACAUACAUACCAGUGCUCAUACCGUUUGACUUAUCAAUUGAUAGCCCAGAGAGCGAGACAUCAAAUAUAUAUAUAUUAUAUAUAAAAUAUAUAUAAACCAUAUAUAAAGUAAUAAUCAAAUUGUAAACAAAUCGUCUCAUCAAAUGUUAUAAUGGCUUAUAUUAUCAACACGUUAUCACUGCUUAUAUUUGUUAUCACCACUACUUCACAAGCCAUCAAAAAAGAGGGUAUCAACAAAUAUCCGCCUGUGUUUCGACAGGACAGCUAUACUGUGACCGUCAAUGAGGGCCGGAUUGUUAACCCCAUUGUUCAGGUGGAGGCGUAUGACCAUGAUCAUUCAUCCAAAUAUGGGGGUAUUUGCAAAUAUGAAAUCAUUGGUGGCGACAAACGGGAGGCGCCCUUUGUUAUUGACGCCAACGGCAACAUUAAGAACACUCGUCCCCUUUCAUACAAAGAGUCACACAAUCACAUCCUCGAAGUGGUUGCCUAUGACUGCGGGAUGAAGAGGUCUAAACCAACUCUUGUCAAUAUAAAAGUCAAUAAAGUCUGUCAACUCGGAUGGAAAGGUAUUUCCGAGAGGAUAGAGUACAGUCCGGGUUCGGGUUCACGGGUGCUGUUUCCCGACGCUGAGCUUCAAUUAUGCGAUGUCCCGUGCAGUGCCGAUAAUGUAUCGGUUAGGGUCUCAUUGGCCACACAUCAUAUUGGAAAGGGAUGCGAUCGCGACACCUAUUCAGUGGAAUCUCAGAGAAAAUUAUGCGGUGCGAGUGCCGAAAGUGUAGAUUUAUUGCCGUCUCCAUCGACUGGUGCUGAGUGGACAAGAGAUCUGCCCACUGAUGACGGCAGAGAAUCGGAUCAGAUUUACGAGUUCGACGGCGCCACCAAUGCUGUGGUCAUACCGGAGGCGACACUUAAUCACAAUCUAACCAAUAAGUUUACAGUCUCUUUCUGGAUGAAACACGAGCCACCUCUGGAUCAGAACAACAAACAUAUUAAAGAGCACAUCAUUUGCAAUGCUGAUGAUCACAAGAAGAAUAGACACCAUUACUCUGUGUUUGUUCGCAAUUGUCGUCUAAUAUUACUUCUUCGGCGCGAAUUUAAUGAGGAAAAGCAUACAGUCUUCAAACCGGCCGAAUAUCGUUGGAAACUAUCGGAAGUGUGCGAUAAUGAAUGGCAUCACUACUCCAUUGGUCUAAACUUUCCCGAAGCUAUAGUCUAUGUGGACGGACAAAAGUUUCGCAACACGUCAACCAAUCCGGAGAUUGUCGACGAUUGGCCGCUACAUGCCGUUAAAGGGGUCAACACGACUAUGGUGGUGGGCGCCUGUUGGGAGGGCAAGAACUCAAAAAUGAAUUUCCAUUUCCGCGGAUAUUUAGCCGGACUAUCGGUAUUGCGCGGACAGAAUGAAAAUCCCGACGUUCUGUCGUGUCUUCAUCGUUGCAAAGAAGGACUUCAAUUGCCCUCUACUGAUACGUUAGAGCCUGGAACUGAUGUUUCGACUAAUACGGACUCGACAUCAGUCAUAAUCGAUGGUAAAGACGCCAUCGAUGUUGAAGACAUGUUAUCUCAGGUUUCAUACAUUAAUUCGCGAGAAUUUCCAACUGCUGGUCGACGAAGUCUUAGGAUUUCAACAAACAUUAUGUGCUCUAAUGGAAAAUCACUUAAAAUACCGCAAGUAGACACCUAUAUAAUGGUUAUGCCUACCGAUCAGCCCAGCAUUAUAUUGAAUGGCACACCAAACCUGGCCCGAGAGUAUGAAGCCUUCAUGCAAGGCAUUGAGCCAUUCUCGACAGUCUCCAUACUCAUCAAUCAGGAAGCAGACAAUGAUGAAGAUGACGACGAUAAUGACGAUGAAGAAGCAAAACUGGACUCAACUGACGAUGACUCGACCGCCGGCAACACCAAUAUCGACAAACUAAUGUCCGAACACAAGUUGGACACCUGUAAUGUUCAGGUGUAUCCACCACUGAAUCCCGAUCACGAGUACUUCCGAUUGCCCAACAAUUUUAUGUCACAUUUGGGAAUACAUCAUAAAGAGACUAAGGAUGGGAUUGUGAUAUAUGGCGCCGAUUCCGUUCAUAACUAUCAACUAAUACUAAGACAACUGGUUUACUUUAACCGAAAACCGGCCUAUUAUUUGAAUCGUGCCUUCAAAUUGACCUGUUCUGAACUGAACGGCCGGUUUUCCAGCAAUGACUACAUUCAGACACUUACCGUAAUUCAUCCCAAAGUGGAUCAACAGAAACAGCAGCCGUCGAUACCGUCGGCAUCGCAGCAGAAGACAGUUCUGCAUCCGAACGACCACAUCAUGAUUGAGACACAACCCGUAGCGCACGCACAGGUCAACGACCAUAAGGUCGAGUUCAAAGACGCCAGCAUUAAGAGCGCCAACGGUUUUCUAGAGGGCGGCGGUCUUAUCGAAGCUUCCGACGCUUUUGGCCGGACAACAGCCAGUCAUGCCGUCACUAUCAUUAUUGUUGUGUGCGUCGGCUUUCUAGUAUUUAUGAUAGUCUUGGGAGUCAUACGUAUCCGAGCCGCACAUCAACGCUCAGGUGAUGCCAGAGAUGACGACCAGGAGAUGGCUUGGGAUGACUCCUCGUUAACCAUUACAGUCAAUCCAUUGGAUCAAAUCGAGGAACAGGAGGCACAGCAUAUGCAGGAUGACGAUGACGAUAGCGACAGCUCUGAUGACGGCAGCAGUUAUCACGAGGACGGCGACAGUACCGAUGAGGAGACACACGAAACUAAGACUAAGACCAGGAGAGAGCUCGAGUGGGACGACUCGACGCUCAACUUUUAACCAAACAUUUCUAUCACUCAAAACAAAACAAUUGAUCAUUCAUUUCAUUCAACACAACCACAAAACGCUUUUUAUUAUUAUUAUUAUUAUUUAAUUAUCACUCGAAAAUCAAGACAUCAAAAAAAAAACAGAUCCCGUUUCCAGACUAAGAUAUUGAAUCCAUUUGUUUGGUUGGGAGGAGGAAAACAAUUACUUUUUUCUUUGUUUGUACCGACAAAAUGAUUGAAUUUCUUAGUCAUUGUAUUAUAUGAUAUUAUAUACAUUACAGUAUUAGUAUUAUACUGUAUAUAUACACACAGUAUAUAUAUAUUUAUAUAUUUUUGGC